AGAAGUGUUCGCUGACCUCACGAAGUAAAUAAAAAGGCUGGACAGCAACAAAAACAAAUAUCAAAUGCUGUUAUUUUCGAGGUCAAUAUUUACUUAGGAAUCUUUAAUAUUAAAAGUUAAUUUUCAUGACAUUGUGUAGUAAUCGUCACCGUUAUGAGUCCAAGGCGAAAAACUCCGAGAAGGUUAAGAAUUUCGAGUAUUCAAAAAACCUACAACAAUCGACGUACUUCACUGAAUGUGAACUUAAGCUACGUUUCAGACCCAAGUUUAUCGCCUCACGAAAAUAGCGUGAAUUCAGACAAUGUGAAUAAUACUAUCGUUGUGAAAAGCCCAUCGAGGUUCCAAGCUACCUCAAGAAGAUCGCUAGCCCAAAACCACACGUUUAAGAGAUCCAGCUCCAAGCUACGGUGUAUAAAUGAAAGUGGUGAUAAUAAUAAUGACUCUACGGAAGGAGUUACUGGUGAAAAUGUUGAAAAUAAAAUUACCAACGAAAGUAGCAGAUUGUCAAAUAAAGCAAAGAUGUAUGGAAUCAGACCUUCCUUCGUUAGGCUAACUAGCACACCUGUAACAGGUAGACAUGGAAUGGGGCUUGGUCCUAAUAAUUUGCAAGAAAUGUUUUCGCCGUCAGUAAAUACCAGGCACUCCAAUGCUCUUAAGCCAGUUUGUUUUCCCCUUCAAGGUGAAAUCUUUGCCUCUUCUGGGACCACAGUUAUGGAGACUCCAAUGGACAUCACGUCUGUCCAAGGACAAUCAAUUUUGAAUUCCAACCAACAGAGAUCUGAUAUCACGCCAAACUCACAUCGUGAUACAAACAAAAGUGACAAUGCCUCAUUUUUUAUUCCAGAUACAGAUCCAUUAAUAUAUGUAGAAAAGAGAGUAGAUACCAGAGUUAUUUUAGACUCUGAAGAACAAGAUGUCAGUAUUCAUACAGUACGCACCUCACUGAAUGUAAAUACGUCGUUAGACUCUAGGUUCAGCUCAGUGCCAAAUGCAAGUCUUUGUGACCCCAUAAACAUUAGCAAAAAUCAAUCCGUUAUUCAUGAUCAAGUAAAUGGCACUGAUGAUAACUCACAAUCUUCAGAGGACAGUGAUCCUACAAAUUCUUUAAUAAUUACUACCGCUUUAAUUGAACAUGACAAUUUGUCAAAUGACUAUAAUGAACAAAUAGCUAACGAAGAGACUGUUAACAAUUUGGAAUCUUCAAGAGAAUUUGAUUUUCCACACAACGCGUCUUUUCUUGAUAGUAUACCACAAAAUAAUAAAUCUUGCAACGAGCAAAACCAUGCUACUAUUUCAGUAAAACUAAAUGAAAUAAACAGAGCGACAAAUACUCCUCAGACAAACGAUAAGGAAAAUACAACUUGGAGCAGAAAACCUAUUCGUAAUAUGCGAACAGACUUGUUGAAUUCAGAUGCUAGGAAUGACAGCAGGUCAUCGGAUACUUUAUCAUUAGAGAGUCUACAUCAUAGCAGCCUUCACCCAAGAGUUGAUCAACCCAAUGUAAUUCGUGGUUUGUCUAAAAAACCAGUUGGGAAAGGGAAGAAAAAAUUAUUGAGAUUGAAUAUAUCUGAAAUGGUAGACUUGUCGCCAGUGUCAACUCAAAUAGUGCCGGAAAUUCCGUUGGUUUCUAAAAGACGGGUCAAAACACGUAAUAAAACGGCUAAAAAAAUUCCCAAAACUAAGGGUCCUAAUAAGAAGCUGAUAGCUUUGGCUGACGACAAUACCGAAGAAAUUGAACCAAUACCAGAGAAAGUAAAAAGGAUCAGAAAACUAAAGGCAAAAAAAAUCGUGAUUAAUAAGAUGGCAGAUAUUGAUCUAUGGAAACAAAUGAAUGAAAAUGCUCAUACUCUCAAUGAAAGCUGCGACAGUAUCAGCUCAGCCAUGGGAAGAACGUCUCUAGCCGAUUUUCAACCAAAAAACCAGCUUACUCAAAACACAAACAAAAAGCAAAGACCAAAAAUAAUAAUAGUAGCGACUGGAUUAUCGAUAGAGCAAAAAUUAUUGGUACAAAAUACCAUUACAAUGCUGAGAUCAGCCAGACUACAAAAAAUUGUGACUCGCCAUACCACACAUGUUAUUAGCAAUGGCACACGUACUGUAAAUUUGCUUCGUGGACUACUCAGGGGUUGUUGGCUAGUGAGUUAUGAUUGGAUUACAAAGGCACGCGAGGCUAAGGAAUGGGUGGAUGCAGAAAAAUACGAGAUGGUCAAUUUUUCUGAAGCCGUACAAGAAAACCGCAAGGAAAAGCAACUACUUCGUACAGCAUAUGUGUCGGAAAUAUUUCUUACAUGCGGGCUGAUACAUAUUAAAGAUAAGACGUCUACUCCAGCUUCAAUUUUAGAAGAACUGGUUUGCAUGGCAAGUGGUCGAAUUACCAGGAAACCAGAAGAAUCUAAGAUAAUUGUUGGCCGUGGAGGACUAAAAGAAGCUUGGAUUUUAGACUCAAUAACACGUGGAGAAAUUCAACCUUUAGAACUUUAUUCGAAGAAAAGGCCACCUCGAUAAUUUAGUUCUGAAGUAUAUAGGAUAACUCAGGAUUAUCGCCCCAUAGACUACCAAUAUGUUCCUCGUGAAAAUUUGCGAAUGACACGUUUU
Molecule: messenger RNA, 2595 nt
Organism: Diprion similis
Lineage: Eukaryota; Metazoa; Arthropoda; Insecta; Hymenoptera; Diprionidae
Gene: MCPH1
Exons: 5
Coding region: 154-2505 (783 amino acids)
Biological process (GO): mitotic cell cycle
Source: RefSeq, a predicted model, not a curated record